GAUCCCGUGCUUUUCUCCGGAACGCUACGUUUCAAUCUGGAUCCGUUCAAUUCGUACGAUGACGCAACCGUAUGGGAGGCCCUUCGAAUGGCUGAUUUGAAGUCAUUUGUAGAGGAAUUAGCUGGCGAUGCUGGUCUCGACAUGACCGUGUCCGAGGGCGGGAGCAAUCUCAGCCAGGGACAGCGACAGUUGGUAUGCCUGGCCCGUGCCCUGCUGCGUCGCUCACACAUCCUGGUCCUAGACGAAGCUACCGCAGCUGUUGAUCCGCAGACCGAUCAACUCAUUCAGACCACUGUCCGUCGAGAGUUCAAGUCCAGCACGGUGCUGACAAUUGCCCAUCGGCUGAACACUAUUCUUGACUAUGACAGGUGA
Dibothriocephalus latus is the source of this 372-nucleotide messenger RNA. The record is from the annotation of a GenBank genome assembly. Lineage: Eukaryota; Metazoa; Platyhelminthes; Cestoda; Diphyllobothriidea; Diphyllobothriidae.